AAAGCAACAUGCAUCAAAUAUGAAUUAAAUGACCUCAUUACUUCAGCUUACGAGGGUCUAGAAGGUCCAUCAUCCUAUUAUAGACAUGACGCAAGACCAGAUCAUCUCCACAUUCUAUGAAAUACCAGGUCAACACUUUCUCUUGGUAUAAUAUAUCCAGUUCUCGACCAAGAAAGAGGGUUCAAAAAAAAAGAAGCUUAUUUCCGUAUACAAUCCAUACUCGUAAAUGAAUACCAACCUUGACGAUGAUAAUAAGAUCCAGCGUACUACUCUAGAUUAGCCCUUUCACCCAUUCAUCCAUUCGUAUCACUUGGUAUGGAUUGGAAAGACAACAGGAUAUAUUUGCCACGUGACUUUCGGGUUACCCGCACUUCUGCUCCUCGGCCUCAUUCCGCAUAACUUGAAUUUUAGAACCGGGCGGUAUUUACCAUCGCUAUCUUGAAUCAACAUCCACACAACAUCCAGACAACAUCCACAUAACCGUAUAACAAUGCCCCCUAGAAGCCACAGAGAGUCAGCAUCUGAAUCAGAACUGAGCCGUCACAACACAAUACCUGGAGGUUCCACCCAUGGUAACAGCACCAAUGUUGGUAAAUCCACACAAAAGGCCAAGAACCAAGCAGCUCAAGCAGCCCAGCAGAAUUACCUUGCCCGCCACAUAAAUUCCAAUGGGCCCCAGGAUCGCGAGCCUAUCCAUCCUCUUGACUUUGAAGCAUUUGAUGACGCAGUAUUGAUGCGAUAUAACGAAAAGUAUGGGUUGAAUUUGCCCAGACCAGAAACCGUCAACUCUGAUAUUUUAAAUAGUGAAAUUGGGAAAAAGACCUUUUCUAAACGAAGCAAGAAGAGAGAAGCCAAUGGAAGGAUAUCAAAGCCUGAGUUGGCUAACCAUUUAAAGAGUCACUUUAUGGCGUUGGGAAGCAAAGAGAAUGAAAUUAUUACCGGGUUUUUGUAUAAGGUGAAGCACCAAGACAAUGAUUUUAAGUUGACCUUUACUGGGUAAUGGCCGAAUUACUUUGUCUAAUCGAGUCAUGCUAGAAUUACUUGUGCUUUUUCACAUGUGUAUAUUAUUUAUCGUUCUAAUGGCAACAUCUACC
This is a messenger RNA of Spathaspora passalidarum NRRL Y-27907, 1094 nucleotides long. RefSeq lists its product as uncharacterized. Gene Ontology annotation, molecular function: protein binding. Bases 491 to 1000 code for a protein of 169 amino acids. Lineage: Eukaryota; Fungi; Ascomycota; Pichiomycetes; Serinales; Debaryomycetaceae. The record is from RefSeq and is a predicted model, not a curated record. The transcript has a single exon.